Exophiala dermatitidis NIH/UT8656 is the source of this 5003-nucleotide messenger RNA. RefSeq lists its product as uncharacterized. The transcript has a single exon. Gene Ontology annotation, biological process: intracellular calcium ion homeostasis. Bases 1030 to 1983 code for a protein of 317 amino acids. NCBI's taxonomy places the organism in Eukaryota, Fungi, Ascomycota, Eurotiomycetes, Chaetothyriales, Herpotrichiellaceae. The record is from RefSeq and is a predicted model, not a curated record. Gene Ontology annotation, cellular component: perinuclear region of cytoplasm.
CUCUGCUGCGCUACAGCGAGAAGGCGAAAUGUACCUCCAGUAAACUUGAGUACCUUCCACUACAUUGUAGUAGCACUUGCAGGAUCAUCUUUCUACUGUGUAAUCUACAAGGUACACCGUGACUGGCAUGUGCUACUAGUACUGCUAUAAGUCAAACAGUGGUGCUGUGUCGAUAUGCGGCCUGCGGUUGCUUAUCGGGAAUACUGCGCUACGAUAAGGACAAGCCACCGCCGAGAAUCUUGACUGCGAUGCCCCUACCACUAGUGCUGGCACUUCACACUCCGCAAACCACGACUCUGCGCGCUCUCUGUUGCGCUCCAUUCAGCAGUUCAGACCGCAUUUCCUCGUCUCUACUUGUCCGCCAUGGCUGCCCAUCAUCUGUCAAUAGCCAAAGCGUCAUUUACGGCCUCGCUACUCCGUCCAGAUGUGGUCAAGGUCUCUCGAGAUGAUUUUCCCGAAUUCCACAGCGCGUUCGAAGCUGCUCUGCUUCGCUGCUCAAGGCACAACAUACAGGUCUGGAGAAUUCCAGGAUGUCGCACAUCUUGAGGAGCUGGGUUGACUGAAGACUGAUAGACAUGCAAAGAAUGGCUUUCUCAGAAUGUCCUUGUCUCUGCUACGAGGACCACUGCAUUGGGGAAAUAUUUGACCACAGUAUCGAAGUACCUUGCUCCGCCAUCAGAUCCUACGGUCAAAACUAGCCUGUCGCGACAGCGAUUACACAUCCUGUACCUAGUGAAUGAUCUUCUCCAUCAUUCAAAACACCACGUCACCGAAGAAGGUGUCCUGGACCGUGCCACGAGCUCCCUGCAGCCUUACCUGCUGGACUUAUUUCAGUCUGCCGCUUCAGAAAAGAAGACCAAAGUCAAGAGACGCUUGGAGGAAUUAGUGGGGAUAUGGAGACAAGAACAAUAUUUCGGCAGGGAUGUGUUCGCCCAGCUCGAUGAUGCUGUCGCUGGCGUGGAGCGUUCGGUCGUGAAUACAUCACAAGAACAAUCCAAGUCGGAGAGCGAGGCAAAGCGUCCACUGUAUAUGCUACCUACAACACACGGUGAUCCCUCUCUGCCAUACUACGAACUACCUGCGGGUAACCUGAUGCCUCACAUCGUUCCUAACAGCUCACAACCGAUCCGACCAGAGGACGUUCAGGCGUUGAGGUUCUCGGGCGGCCCAGCUGACGAGAGUUUGGUCAAUGCGUUGACAGACUUCCUGGCUGAUAUCCAAACAAUGAAUGAUAAACUGUCGAAGCUCGAAAGUAAGGGUUCAAAACCCGAGAUGGAUGAGAUGGGUCAGAUUUCCUACCGUGACGAAGCUGGCGAUCUACUCGGGGACACUUACUACGGUUGGUCGCGCUCUUUCUGCGAGAGAAUGAAGAGGCGCGGCAGGAGUGAUGCUAGUGGCUCACCUCGUGCCGUCUCAAAUAGUUCGAGCGUCAGCCGGAGCCGAAGUCGUGGACGUGCCCCUUACAAGCGUCGACGUUAUAGCAACUCUACGGAUCUCUCGCGGUCGUCGCGAAGUUACAGCCGGUCACCCUCUCGGCGUAGGCGGAGAGACAGCAGCGUGGAACGAAGUGACAGUCGCAAGGGAAGUUGGCCAAGAUCGAGGAGCCGCUCGCAUCCGCCAGAUUGGAGAGGCGCUAGGCCCGAACAACCCCCGAAUAUGCCUGCCCCAAUGUCUUUCAACAACAUGCCGACAAUUCCACCGCCCCCGACAGUUGCAGGCUUGCCGUUCCCACCACCACCACCGCUACCAGCAUUCCAACAAAGCGGCGUACCCUUUCCUCCUCCACGGCCUAUCAAUUGGUCCGGCCAAUGGCCACCUCCACCUCCACCACCUCUAUAUCAUCCUGGGAACCCUGCAUUCAAUGGUUUGCAGUUUCCACCUGCACCACCAAACAUGCCACCGCCGCCUCCGCCGCCUGCAGGUUGGCCAAUGCCUCCAACAGACCCCUACGGAGGUAGUAACGGCUACACCGGAAGGCGGUAACAGUUGGGUACAACAGAGAAUACAUCAGCCUCCAAGUCUCGAAAGGAGCCCUCUCCCGAGGUCGCCAGGUCGGCGACAAUGUAGAAUGGCGAGAUUUUGUUUGCAAAAGGGCCUGAGUCCUUCUCGACUACCGCAAUAAAAGAACGCACAACGGUAGAAUGAUGCAACGUGUGACAUGUGGGGUUACGACAGGACCCUUGAGGGAUCGACACGAUGUCCCGCUACUGCACAAGGCCUGAGUAGUUGGGGUUUUGUCCACGCCACAGGCUAGCUGCACUCACUACCUCGUGCGCCAGAUGCGAGAAUCGGGAAAGCGCAUGACAAGAGUCACGGCAGGCAGAGCAUCUGUAGGGAAGUUCCACCGACAUGCCUCCAACCAUGUCGCGUGCGCGUCGAACCCAGUUGGAUGCCUGAAGGCCCUGAGAUCCUAUGUUAAGAAAAGUUUCGAGGCUCAAACGAGAUGGGUCCGGCAAGGCAGCAGAAAUGCGUUGGAUGGUUAAAGGAACUCGCGCUGCCUCGCGACAUGUACACCACAAAGCUGCGGCGCAAAAUUGAACGACUUGCCGACGAAAUGGUCUAGUUCCUAUUUACCGUCCGACAAGGGUGUCUCGGACUGCUUUGCUACGUUGUACUAUGUACUCUGUGUUAGGUUGUCUGUGGAUCAUCGCGUCAAGGCCACCGUUUGAAGAAUCUGGAACCCUGCCACGAGCCAGGAUCAUCGUCAUAGGUGUACAUUGGUGGGCAGGGCUCUUGAGCAAUGGACGGCCUUUCGACACGAACCAACCCUUGCUGUUUCAAAUCUGCAGGUCGAACGUUCCCGACGACGACUCCAAGGAAUUGGCUGGGGGUCUCAGACCACGACUUGGCACACGCAAGGCUGGCUCGAUGCGCCCAAUCGAAAAAUCUCCGUCAAAAUAGAGUUAUUAAUAAGGCCGCUUGGCAUACAUCAUCGGGUCCCCUGUUUUCGUUGUCGUCUCUCUGCCCCUACUACUGCUUACGUAGUUGAGGCAAACGUCGAAUAGGUACCUCAGGCUGGGUAGGUACAGGUAGGUAGAUUCCCUCCCGGAAACUCGCACGGGUCUGGCUGCCUCAGAGCCUAUCGAUGACGAUGUGCACUCUGUCACCGGUCAACCUCAACGCCAGCUUGCUCUUUCAAGAGUCAGCUCUUGUAAGUUGUCGCGAGGUGCUGGCAUGGCUACAUUGCAGGGGGAUAUGUUCACUGCAACUGACUCUUGAUCAACGGGCGUCUAGCCACUCCUCCAUAUGAGAGUUGAGUUCGAGACCUUCUGGUGCUCCAGUGUGGCUCCACCGACAAUCUUAUAGAGUCCGGCCACUGAGAUGCUGGAUUGCUUAUCAGCACACGCCCGGGUAGCUGGACAAUUUUCAAUCAAGUUUGAAUCUUGACCCUAGCCAUUGGAACACAGGCCAUGAGUGUCUACCGACAACCAACAGCCUCCACUCCUCAUCCAGAGAGACCAACCGUUUGGACGCGAGAUGCGGUCACCAUGCGUGACUCCGCCCUUAGACCCUGAACUAACCAUCCCGCUCGAGGGAUCGGCAGGGUCGCUCCCCCCAGCCAGCAUGCCCUUUCGCAUUGUGUCAUUUGCCCGAUCUGCAAAAAGUCGUUGGGAAUCACAGCUUUGGCCGUGAUCGGAGGCCGACUUGCCCUUCUUCUGAUCGUCAUACUAUCCUUGUCGAGUUAGACAACGACGGCAGAGAGUGGCUACACUGACGGCAACUUGCAUAAGCCCGCUGACUUGCCUACACGCCGUCACUGGCCCGCUGGACGCCACCCUCUUUGAGGAAUCUGCGCGACAGGGGGUGCUUUGGCCCCCCUUUCAGUGGCCAGCCCGUGGUCUUCCCGUCUACUCGACUGAUGAGAUACUGUCCAGCCCCGGGGUGCCUCAACUUUCAUCAUGGUAUAUAUUGUCUGGAUCCUCGGCCGUGAAUUUCUCUUCCCCCUUUCAUCAGAUUAACCAUAUAACAUAUAACAUCAAGCUCAUGUCCGCUGCAUUCAGCAUUUAGCGACUCUCUGCGAUCUCAAACCGUCAAAACAUCAUCAUUCCAUAGACACCAUCGAAUCGUUCUCCCACUCUCAAAACCUCUCAAAAUGCCUGCCUCAGUCGAAUAUCUCACCGCUCCUCAAGAGACCAUCAACUACGAAGCCGACCCUGUCGCCGCCAUGACAUCUUACUCACGGAUGAUGCACCUUCACACCAGACAACAAAUGGACGCAGCCACGCGAUCAGCACGCCGACGGAGUCCUUCCCACGGUGUCGACGCCCACGGUGGACAAUCAGGACUUUCCAAGCAGGGAACUCAUAGCAGCUCUUCUUCGAGGUCAUCUUUCUGAGCGCUCGACACAUUUUUCGACAUUUUCGUCAGCAAUCCACUAGCAUCAAUGCCAUUGCGCCCUAGACCAGCCUCAUGGCUUUCAACUAACACCAAAUACUUCGUCAGCUGAAAGUACCAUGUACCACCGUGAUGAUGUCACUCUGGCUCCACGGAGACUACGAUACCGUGCAAUGUACAACACAGUCGAUCGGUUCAAGGCUGCCCAAUUCAUGACAAAAUUCGAGCAUCUCUUUGCUCUGCCAUUGCCCUUGACCCAGAUGGUCGAUUUGUGGGAAUUUACUGUUUUCCAGCGACAUUAUGAGAGGUACUUCGCAUUGGUCUGGCGUCACGCACUGUAUUACUAGCCGUCUACAUGCCCAGAUGAUUUUGGGGCAUUUCCGUCAUGCAGCAUUCCGUAUCGCUGGACGGUAUUAUAUAUGUUAUUUGUCUCAAUUAACAUGAUUCGCCAUUUACACUGGGUCUUUUCUACUGAGCAAUUAACUUUAUGUUUGUAUUUCAGUGAAUUGUUUUAGAUUUUCGUAGCGAGAGUGGUUCAAGUGUGAGCGGGGGAGAUGGUUCACUGCUUGUAGCGGGUAACAGUUAAUCUGUAUUCUUUGGGAGAAUAUGUGAAUGGAGAUUUUUCAAACUACUCGUACCGACCUAACACCCACCAGGCUUCGUUUGCA